This is a messenger RNA of Xenia sp. Carnegie-2017, 2728 nucleotides long. RefSeq lists its product as uncharacterized. The transcript is spliced from 9 exons. Bases 1187 to 2527 code for a protein of 446 amino acids. Lineage: Eukaryota; Metazoa; Cnidaria; Anthozoa; Malacalcyonacea; Xeniidae. The record is from RefSeq and is a predicted model, not a curated record.
AUAUAUUUUCAUUUUACAAUUGUUCAGUAGUUUUAUUCUGGGCAUCAUAGUGCUAAUUAUUUAAUGGAAUGGCAGCACCAAUCGAUGCUUAAAAAUGUUCAGAAAAUUACAAGAAUUCAAGCAAUAAAUAAGUCCUUUUGCAAAAACAUUCUUGAGCCAACUUACGAGUUUUGAAACGAUGUCGCAGGACGAAGAAAAUAAGUCAAACUCAAAGAAAAUAGCAAGAGAAUCUCCGAAUAAUGAAAACACUGAAAUUUACGAGAGCACCGGUAGAUCAAGAGUUUUAACCCUGAUAAUAAUAUUGCCAUAGAAAUGGCUAAAGAUGGGUUUUAUUGCCCAUUUAAUGCCCAGUUUCAGAAUGAUUUUCAUAAAAACACGACUACUGGGAAAAUGUGCAAAAGUUCCACAUUUUGAGCAAAUCCGACGUCUACAAACCAAGAAUGUCCGAACUACACUGGAAUAGUGCUUAUGCUGGGUUAGUUUUGUAUGCAUGCCAUGGUGUUACGCACUGGACAAAGAGUAAUGGAACCACUUGUAACAGGGGCUGUAUUAUUAUAUUAGACACAAACUCAGACAAAAUAAGAAAAUGUCUUUAUCCAGGAAAAGAAAGCAAUGUACAUGAUGUUGUCUAUGAGUGCUUUUUUGGUGAGAAGAUGGACAAAACGCUUGUUGCUCAAGGUUUUUCUGUAAAAAAUGAUGAGUUCAAAUUUAACUCUCUGGUUUUCGACUGUAAUGAACAGUACCGUGAUGACGAGAAAGAAAUAAUUAUUACCAGUCAAAAAUAUAUAAAAUUAGUUGUUCACAGUUGGAUGAAAGCAGGGCCAAGGUCUUUGGGAAAGCAAGAAUUUGAUGUUUGGGAACUUGAUAACUUGAUGCAUUACCAAGAAGAAGAAAACCUAAACGAAAGUUUGAAUUUAGGAACGAUGAUUUCCUACAAAGAUAUUCCAAAGCAUUCAAGCCCAGUUGCAAGAGGUUAUCAAAAGAAUGAACAGCUUGAAUUCCACCCAAUAACUGGCAAAUUAAGAGUUGUAAAUAGUCGAAAACCACAAAAUGUAAGAGAAACAGCAGUGGAGGAGAUGUUUAUCCAGUUGAAAGUACGAGUUCAGAAACAAAGGCUCUUAACAGAGAUAUCAGGACAAAUUUAAGCAGAGUUUAUGGAAAUGAUCAAAAUAAUGAACAGUCAUCAAUGGCUGCAGAUAACUUUGCCACCACUAAAACCUACGUCCCAGAACAUCUUAAAGGCUGUUUUGAACUUGGCGACGAGUAUCUGGAAGAUAUCGACGUCCGUUCAUUGUACAUUUCACGACAUUCGGACAUUUAUACCGGUGCAAAAUAUGGAGGGAUGAUUUUGUAUGGUUGUCGCGGACAAAGAAGCUGGAUAACUAAAAAUGGCACCAGUUGUCAAAGUGGCUAUGUUGUCCUUUUGAGCACGGAGUCAAAAAGAGUAAAAAAGUAUCAAUUUGAAAGAAAUGAAAGCAAUGUGCAUAAUGCUGUUUAUGAAUGCGCUUUUGGUGAGAAAAUGCACAAUACUGUCGUUGGUGAAGGUUUUACUAUAGAGAAUGAACAAUUGAAAUUUAACUCUUUUGCUUUCAAUUGCAAUAAGCUGUUCAGUGAUGAAAAGAAAGAAAGUGUUUAUAUCAUUCAAAAUUACAUAAAAUUAGUGGUUCAGAGCUGGAUGAAAACUGGAUCUUUAUAUCCUAGAAAGCGUGUAUUUCAGGUUUGGGAACUUGAUAGUAUGAUGACUAAACACAAACAUGAAAAGCCAGCUGAAAGAAGUGCGAGUUCAGAAAGUCGUGGUGCAGCAAUAAAUAUUCCAUCGGUCACUAAUAAUGAACACGAGACUUUGUCGUUUCGUAUCAAGGAGCAAUUUCAUGCAGAUACCUUUGAAUCAUCAAAAACAAUUAUGAAGAAGCUUAAUGCACACACUACCGUUGAAUUACCCUUACUACCUCAUACAUCCAAAAGUCAUCCAAAAAAGAUGAACGGAUGCUUUUCAGUUUUUGACGAUGGCAAUGACGAAAUUCUUGUUCGGACACUUCACAUUUCUUGCAAAUCUGAUAAAUAUAUGCCAAUAUCAUGUUGGCCAGAUCAUAUUGGACAACCUAGACCUGCAAAUUACACUGGAUUGAUUUUGUAUAAGUGCCGUGGUUUAACAGACUGGCGAACAAGAAAUGGUAUGCAUUGUCGUAGUGGCUAUGUUCUUAUAUUAAAAAUAGAAACGGCAAAUAAAGAAAAGUAUCCAUACCAGGAAGAGGAAGGAAAAAGUUAUGAAGUUGUCUAUGAAUCGACUUUUGGUGAGAAAAUGGACAGUAGAGUCGUUGGUGAAGGUUUUAAAAUACAGAACGAAGUAUUAAAAUUCAACCCAUUUCCCCUCAACUAUAGUACUCCAUAUCAUGAUAAUAAUAAGAAAAUAAGUGAUAUCACUAAACAUUAUAUAUGUUUGGUUGUUCAAAGUUGGAUGAAAGCUGGACCUUUGUCUUUAGGACAACGUAAUUUCAAUAUUUCUGAACUCGAUUUGCUGUGGUGAAAGUAUUUUCCAGCUGAAGGCUUUAUGUUUUGUUUGCAUUAAGACUAUCCAACACUUCUUAAACGUUAAAAAGUACAAUCCACAAAUGUCUAUUUUCCCCCUUUUCAUCAUAUAUUAUAAGCCCUUGAUAAUGGAUAAUUGCAGUUCCUUUUAGUGAUGGUUAUAAUUAAAUCAAAGUAAAUUUUGCUUUGCGACAAUGUA